AGUUUUAUGUCCGAAAACUUCGACUUUUUUAAGCCCAUUUUUAAGGAGGAGACAAUAUAAAGAAUAAAAACCUGGCAUUUUAAGCCUUCCUGCUGCACUUCACCACUUUUUUAAGAGGGGGACAAGUUAAAAAGCUCAAAUUUUAAGCCUCUCAUCACAGCAUUUCGUACAUUUUUAUGGGGGGAGACAAAGUAAAGUCUUUCAAACACACUUAACACGUGUAAUAAGGUAUAUAUAUUAUCCUGUAAAGUUGUGUUGAAUGUUUAAACUAGAAUUGGGAUGGAGCCAAUGGAGAAAUUUAACAACUUUGGUACCGAUCAAACAUGGCGAGCGGGGAAGAUAUAGAUCAAAAGCUGUACCUCUUCCUAGACAGGAACACAUGCUGCUAGUUUGUUGUAGCAACUGACUGUUGUAUGUUAAGACUUUUCACACGUUUUCGCCUCGGCUAUUUUUAUAUAAUCGGGCCAUUUAUUUUUUGACACAAACGUGGUAAUUUGACGCCCCGUUUGUACCAUUCGCCAACCGCCAGUUGACUCUAUACAUCACGACGAUGACGUGUACCCUUGACUAAUUAUUCAGUCUAGGAUCCACAGGAAAAACAGUCGUAAACGGGCUACCGAAAAUACCCCGAAUAUUCCUUAUUUUAGAAUGAUGGAUUGCCUUCUGCUUCUGAUACUUUCUUCCAGGGUGUGAAUGAGUUUCGUAAGUAUGUCGAAUGUGGUAUGGGUUGAGGGUGUUGAUGCUGGAUUAUUACGAGCAUCCCUAACGAGAUUUUAGCCCAAAACUGAUGCCGGAGGAAGGUCACACCUCACAUCGUCGUGUCAGUUUUGAAUUAAGAAUAAGCUGUGAAGCUGACGUGAAUAAUUCGCCGUUUGGAAGUUGAGAGUUGGUGAUGUCAGGAGGCCAACCUCCUAUCUUACCUUCCCAUUUUUGUGAUAACGGAAGAUCAGGCCUUACCGAAUCCGUCCAGGGACCCACUUGCACGUGCCAUUGCGAUCUUUACCAUCAAUGGAUGCCUACACCGAUUAAUUUUUAUAAUGGCUCCUUGUAUCCCUCGGAGCCCUAUCUCUCGCAGGAGCAGCCCUUGUAUUCGGGUGUUGCCGCCAAGGAAAGCCAAGAGGGUUGGAGGAGCCUGUGCUGCCCGAUCUACACCCCAUACGAUCCAACGGGGGUGGCGUACCCUUUCGUCACGGGCUACAACAUGGACUUGAACGUGGCCAGAAGGAAGAAUGCUACCAGAGAAACAACCAGCACCUUGAAGGCCUGGUUGAACGAGCACAGGAAGAACCCUUACCCCACCAAAGGGGAGAAGAUCAUGCUGGCCAUCAUCACCAAAAUGACGUUGACGCAGGUGUCCACGUGGUUUGCCAAUGCCAGAAGGAGGCUGAAGAAGGAGAACAAGAUGACGUGGGAACCGCGUAGCAGAUGCGAAGAUGAUGAUGACGAUAAGGAAUGCCACUCCGAGGAUGAAGGAGAAGAAGAGAAGAAGGAAGAGCAAGAAAGCAAACGAUCCUGCUCCAGUUUGUCAACAGAAGAGGGCCAUUCGAGCCACCAAACAGACAGCAAGGUGCCCACGAAACCGCGAAUUUGGUCGAUCGUCGACAUGGCCACCUCGGACCACCACAGCAGCAAGACCAAACCCAGUGCCUGGUGUCACGUGACAGCGAACUCGAACCCGCCGACAGGCAGUGAUUCAUUAAACAGAUUGAGGACAGCCGCCACGAAUUACGAUCCCUCUAGUGCCGGAAAUUUGAAAGUUCCUAAACAGGACACGUCCUGAAAAACUGCAGGCCUCCAUCCCCCUUCUGCACUUUGUGUAUGUGUGUGUGUGUGUGCGUGUGUAUAUAUAUAUAUAUAAAUAUAUAUAUAUAAAAUCCGGUUUUGUGGAGGAAAACGGACAUAUAUAAAAAAAAAACUUGUAUAAGAAACUUAUAUAGAAUUCUUGGUCGUGCUGCACAGGUGAGUUGAGACAAUAAACAGGUAUUCUCUCAUA
Messenger RNA from Centruroides sculpturatus (bark scorpion), 1993 nucleotides. Its product is annotated as homeobox protein caupolican-like. Gene Ontology annotation, molecular function: RNA polymerase II cis-regulatory region sequence-specific DNA binding; DNA-binding transcription factor activity, RNA polymerase II-specific. NCBI's taxonomy places the organism in Eukaryota, Metazoa, Arthropoda, Arachnida, Scorpiones, Buthidae. The transcript has 6 exons. Gene Ontology annotation, cellular component: nucleus. The coding region runs from base 893 to 1780 and encodes 295 amino acids. Gene Ontology annotation, biological process: neuron differentiation; cell development; regulation of transcription by RNA polymerase II. The record is from RefSeq and is a predicted model, not a curated record.